This is a messenger RNA of Cottoperca gobio, 7012 nucleotides long. It is a transcript of the gene pum1, whose product is annotated as pumilio RNA-binding family member 1. Gene Ontology annotation, cellular component: cytoplasm; cytosol. Gene Ontology annotation, biological process: regulation of mRNA stability; miRNA processing. The coding region runs from base 141 to 3731 and encodes 1196 amino acids. The record is from RefSeq and is a predicted model, not a curated record. The transcript is spliced from 24 exons. Gene Ontology annotation, molecular function: mRNA 3'-UTR binding. NCBI's taxonomy places the organism in Eukaryota, Metazoa, Chordata, Actinopteri, Perciformes, Bovichtidae.
UCUCAUCCCUUCCCGUCAUGCAGCGCUCUUGCCUGCUCCUCCGUUGUGCCGCCAUGUUGUCGGAGUGAAAGCCUGGGGUGUCAGAGAGAAACUGGGGCCGAAAUCCGCGUCCAUCCUCCUUCUCCGCCGGCUGUGGUGGAAUGAGCAGUGUGUGUGUGUUGAAGAGGAAAGCAGUGCUCUGGCAGGAUUCAUUCAGCCCCCACCAUAGAACUACAUCUCCCAGCAUGCCCGUGGUGCUGAGCAGCGGAGGACAUGCCCCUCCAACUGGGCAGACCCCUCAGGCCACACCCCCCAGCCAGCAGAUCACAACAAUAGCAACUCAUAGCAUCAUCGGUAUGGCAACUGCUAAUCAUAAGGGUGUGGCGGGUGCUGGACGUUCCCAGGAUGAUGCCAUGGUAGACUAUUUCUUCCAGAGGCAGCACGGUGAACAGCCCGGCAAACAUCGCUGGCCCACUGGAGACAACAUCCAUGACAGCCAGGUGCGGUCCAUGGAUGAGCUGCACCACGACUUUCAGGCUCUGGCUCUGGAGGGACGCGCCAUGGGAGAGCAGCUGCUAACUGGUAAGAAGUUCUGGGAGGCGGAUGACUCUGGGAAGGAUGGACCAAAAGGGAUCUUUCUGGACCAGUGGAGGGACAGUGCAUGGGGUGCCUCAGAUCACUCCGUGUCUCAGCCAAUCAUGGUGUCCCGUCGGCCAGGGCAAGGUUUCCAUGGCGGUGGUGAAGUCGGGGUGGGCUCGGUGAUGUCACCACGCUCAGAGAGUGGAGGGCUGGGUGUGAGCAUGGUGGAGUACGUCCUGUCCUCCUCACCCGCUGAAAAACUGGACUCCUGUCUCCGAAAAGGACCUUAUGGGCAGAGGGAUGGAGAGGUGGAGGAGGAGAAGAGGGAGAAUCAAAAUGCAACAUUUGAAGGAGAGAAACUGAAAGAGUUGACAGAAGUUGAAGUGGAUGUCAUCAACGACGUCAUCAACCCCAAUGGGCUGCCUGUGCAGAAUGGCCUUGACGUCAACGUCAAAGAGUUUUGUCGUCCCCCAGGCAACAUGCCAGUCCCUGGUCCCGAGGGUGACUUGCUUGGAGGCCCCGGGGGUAUAGGGACUGAUGGCAUGACGGCCCUGGGAGGGGGUGGAGGCCCCAAACCUCCUGAGGACUUCUCAGGUGUGGAACAAGGUGGCGUCACCAUGGACCAAAUGGAGUCGGUGAUGGAGCCGCUUCAGUUUGACUACAACUCCCAAAUGCCCAUGGACUCUGCGCCCACCGUGGGCUUAUUCGAUUACGCCAACCAGCAGCAGCUGUUUCAGAGAAACAACGCCCUAGCAGUGCAGCAGUUAACAGCAGCCCAGCAACAGCAGUAUGCCUUGGCAGCAGCACAGCAGUCUCACAUUGGUCUGGCCCCAGCGUUUGUGCCCAAUCCUUACAUCAUCAGUGCGGCUCCACCAGGGACAGACCCCUACGCAGCCGGACUAGCAGCAGCAGCUACACUCGGUCCGGCAGUGAUGCCUCCACAGUACUACGGUGUGACACCCUGGGGGGUCUACCCUGCCAACCUUUUCCAACAGCAGGCUGCAGCAGCCAACAACUCGGCCAAUCAGCAGGCGGCAAACCAGGGCCAGCAGAACCAACAGCAGGUAAUGCGUGCUGGGGGAAACCAGCGACCUUUGACCCCCAGCCAAGGUCAACAGGGUCAGCAGAAUGACCAACUGGUAGCAGCAGCAGCAGUCAACUCAGCCCUUGCCUUUGGCCAGGGGUUAGCAGCUGGAGUCCCCGGCUACCCAGUCCUGGCCCCUGCAGCCUAUUAUGAUCAGACAGGGGCCCUUGUGGUCAACACUGGAGCUAGGAGCGGGCCUGUCCGCCUCAUGGCCCCUGCCUCUGUCAUCAUAUCUCCUUCCGCAGCACAAGCAGUUGCAGCAGCAGCAGCCUCCGCAGGUGGUGCCAACGGUGGUCUGGGUGGGUCAAACGGUCCAUUUCGUACCAUGCAGUCCCAGCAGCCUCAGCAGCAGGGUGGCCCUGGUGGCGCUCUGGGAGGAAGCUCCUUCUAUGGAUCUUCUUCCCUCAGCUCCUCCUCCCAGAGUUCCUCUCUUUUCUCACAAGGCUCUGGCCAGCCCGGACCAGGUUCUGCCUCCUUGGGCUUCAGCCAGCAAGCCUCGUCCUCCCUCGGUGCCUCACUGGGGGCCACGCUGGGAGGCUUUGGCACUGCAGGUAGGAAUCACCUUUCCCCACAAUCUACAGCUGGAGUCUAUCACAGUAUGGCUAACUCGAGUGGUGGCAGCGGUUCCAGGCGGGACUCCCUGACAGGCAACAAUGAGCUGUACAAGCGGACGCCCUCCAGCCUCACCCCGAUUGGCCAUGGAGGCUUCUAUAACGGCACCUUGGGCUUCAGUCCUUCCCCUGGCCCUGUUGGCAUGCCCCUCCCCAACCAGGGCCCCUCCCAUUCCCUCACACCCCCACCUUCCCUGUCCAAUCACAGCUCCUCGUCCAACCUCAACCUCGGAGGCCUGACCAAUGGCAGUGGACGUUUCAUCUCUGCAGCUCCAGGAGCAGAGGCCAAGUACCGCAGCGCCGCCAGCUCAGGCUCCUCCCUCUUUUCACCCAGCAGUCAGCUGUUCCCGUCGUCACGGCUACGCUACGGCAUGUCAGACGUGAUGCCAUCAGGCCGGAGCCGCCUGCUGGAGGACUUCAGGAACAACCGCUACCCCAACCUGCAGCUCAGAGACAUCGCUGGGCACAUCAUGGAGUUCAGCCAGGAUCAGCACGGCAGCAGGUUUAUCCAGUUGAAAUUGGAACGAGCCAGUUCAGCGGAGCGCCAGCUCGUCUUCAGUGAGAUACUGCAGGCGGCCUACCAGCUCAUGGUUGACGUCUUUGGAAAUUAUGUCAUCCAGAAGUUCUUUGAGUUCGGCAGCCUGGACCAGAAGCUGGCUCUGGCAGAGAGGAUCCGAGGUCAUGUGCUGUCUCUGGCCCUGCAGAUGUACGGCUGCAGGGUCAUUCAGAAAGCCCUCGAGUUCAUCCCCUCUGAUCAGCAGGUCAUUAGUGAGAUGGUGCGGGAGCUGGACGGCCAUGUGUUGAAGUGCGUGAAGGACCAGAACGGUAACCACGUGGUGCAGAAGUGUAUUGAGUGUGUCCAGCCUCACGCGCUGCACUUCAUCAUAGACGCCUUUAAGGGACAGGUCUUUGCCCUCUCCACUCACCCUUAUGGCUGCCGAGUCAUCCAGCGCAUUCUCGAACACUGCCUUCCUGAACAGACGCUGCCUAUACUGGAGGAGCUCCAUCAACACACAGAGCAGCUGGUGCAGGACCAGUAUGGCAACUAUGUGAUCCAGCACGUUUUGGAGCACGGCCGAGCUGAGGAUAAGAGCAAGAUAGUGGCUGAGAUCAGAGGAAAUGUCUUGGGACUCAGCCAGCACAAGUUUGCCAGUAAUGUGGUGGAGAAGUGUGUGACUCAUGCGUCACGGGCAGAAAGAGCAGUGCUGAUAGACGAGGUGUGCAGCCUGACUGAGGGCCCCCACAGUUCCUUAUACACUAUGAUGAAGGACCAGUACGCCAACUACGUGGUGCAGAAGAUGAUCGACGUGGCCGAGCCCACCCAGCGCAAGAUCGUAAUGCACAAGAUCCGGCCUCACAUUUCCACCCUGAGGAAGUACACGUAUGGAAAACACAUCCUGGCCAAGCUGGAGAAGUACUACAUGAAGAACGGCGUUGACCUGGGUCCUCUCUGUGGCCCUCCAAAUGGCAUCAUGUAAAACCGACUUCCCCCCACCCACCCCCCACCUCCCUCCCCUCACCCCCCACCUCCGGCCUGAAGUCAUGUCUGCCACUUCACCUUCUCCCCCCCCCCCCCCCCCCCCCCCCCCCCCCCCCGCCUCACCCUCCUUAAAAGCUGUCAUGUCUGCCAGCUCCACCCUUCUGACCCGUCAGAGGGCACCAUGCCCACUUUCUCCCCUCCAAAUCCUGUUCACAGAGGACGUCGAGUACCCCUCUUACCCUUGUUUCCAUGACAACCCUUGGGAGGAGCCUGUUGCUACAGGCAGCCUUAGUUUUGUCAGAUUGAGUUGCCCCUCCCCCACCUGAGCCCAGGCCCACUGAACUGGGGGAAGGAGGGCAGGGAGUGGAGAGAGAGGUGAGGCCUGUUCCGCUCAUCGCUCCACUCUCUCCUAUUUUUGUGUUUUUUUCCUUUUUAUUUCCUCUUUUCUGAUAAACUCAAAAAAUCAUUUCACUUUUUGCUACUGCUGCACACACAAUCCUAGUGUCCCCCUCCUCCUCCCAUCCUAGCUAUUUACCACUAUGAGAUGGAAUGAGUAUUUAAUUUGUCAGACGUCACAGAAUCAUAGACGAAUACACGCACAUGCCAUCAGCUAACCAGCAGACAGAUCAUUUAGCAUGGGAGAUUCGUUUUCUGGUCUUGCUUCUAUAAAUAUAACGUGUAUACUUGGUGUAGACCUUUGCAUAUAUAUAUAAAUAUAUAUAUAAAACUUUGUAGUUUUUCUGGUUUUUGAUGUUGAAUCUGUAUCUAUAAUGUAUCCUAGUAGUGACCACAUACUUCUGACUGUAUAAUUGUACAUUUGUAAACCCUUGUAAUGUAAAAGUGCUUUACCACCCUUUUUGGUAUGAGAAGAAAAAAGAGAAAAGCUCACUCUGGAAAAAAAAUCUUAGAAAAAAAACCCUGUGCAUUUCAGUGUAUAUUCUCACCUCCUUGGUUGUGACAUAUGAGUUGUUGUAUAUUGUAAAUUGUAAUAUCAAAUUUUUGUUUUGAAAAGCCCUUUCUAUACAGCGUAGUACUUGUACAAAGAUUCGCCACGCUUGGUUUUAUCUUUAUCUUGUCACUGCUUAACUUAAAACGUUGAUCGCCCACUGACUCCCUGUUGGACACGUUCUGUUAGACUUAGUGGUGUCUUCUGGUUUAUGUUGAAGGUUUUUUGUUUUUGACCUUUUUUUAAGAUCUUUUUAUAGGAAUGCUUUACCCCAUGAAAUGUGUCAUGUGUAUGGGUAUGCUGGCUGGAUGGGAGAAAUAACUUUUACUCAUUUAACCCCCAAACCCCUCUAUUACCCGUGACUUUUCAGUGGGGUAAACCCGUGGAUUGUACAGAGGAGAUUCUUGUGUUUUUUUGGCAUUUCUCUAGUGCUGUAAGUGCUGUAUCAUACUGUCCAUGUCCUUUUGGGUGAGAAAGGCAGCCCGCCACAGCGCGGUGUACAUUUGGAGCAGCCUUGUGUAUAUUUACUACGAGCACACCUGUAACCAUAUGUGUAUAGUUAACAGAACCUGUGUAUGCUUAUUGCCUGGGCAACUAUUUUUUGUAACUCCUGUUGUAGAUUGUCUCUAAACAAUUGUGUGAUCUUUAUUUUGAAACCAAACUGAACAAAAAAAUCUUUGAAAAUUUAACAGUCUUAAGUGUGCUUUAUUGUAUGUUUGUUACUCACACAGGGUGGAGGGAGGGAGCAGACAAACUGCUCAUUUUAAGUGUCUGUUAUAAAAGAGGAUCGGGAUCUGUGCCAUAGUUUCUAUUCCAGCCAUCUGAGUGAAUGUGUUUGCACUGAUAAGACCGCAACACACAGCGUGAGUCAGAGUACUUGCUCCAGUUUCUUCAUAAAUGUGACUGAUUAAUAAGGCUGGCAUCUUAGCAUGGCAACUAGCAAUGUAAGUACUAAAAUAAUUCUACUUUUGACAUGAGCAAUGACCCCGACAAGAGAUUAGGCGUGAGGUAGAGCACAGAGAGAAUGUAUGCCAGUAUCUCAUGGCUCGGAGUAGAGGUAGCUUGGCAUGCAAUAUAAUGAGUUUCUUUAGGAAUAUGUCAUAGUAAACAACACCAAUAAAUUGUGUGAGAGACCAACAUAGUCACACUACAAGGCAAGCUACAAAAACCCAGAACGGAUGCAGUAUCGCUUCUUUUAUCUCUUGUUGUAUAUGUUUAGGUGUGUGCGGAUCCCAGGAAGAGAAGCUGCCACCUUAGUGACAGCUAAUGGGGAUCAAAUCAAAGAAUUACCUGACUACACUCGGGGUGGGGCAGGGUGUCUAUGAAAACACACCAUCCCUCUUGCGGUCUUCCAAUUGUAUCUUCUAAAGAGAAAUGAGGUCAAAAAUAAUCCUGCCUUUACUUGUCCAGUUUUUGUUUGGAGUAUAUAUGGAAACAGCCAGGAUGUUACUUUGAAAAACAAGUCAGGUUGGGUGUGAUGUUGGCAGUGAUCCCAUGGCGUUGUUGAUUUCUUAAAGUGGAUAAUAAUAAUUAACCCUGAGGAAGUGAGGGUGCAUUACCUGCAGUGAUUUUAAACCCUGGAAAUUAAGGUUGUGUGUUCUUUAUGGAUUACCAACCAGCUAAAAGUUUUCCAACUACCCCUGACCCUCAGACCCAAAGACCUGUAUUUAUUGUUUGUCAGUUUGUUGUAAUUUCAUUCAUUUCAAAGCUGUUUGGGAAUACAAAACCUCAAGAUGGGUUUAAUACUAGAUACAGAAAUCAUUUAGUUGUUUUUUGACGAAAUAGUUUUUUGCAAGGUCCAAUUCUAGCUUUUUUUUUUAAAUUGAAUUUGAAAACAAAACUAAGAUAUCCGCCGUAGAGUCGAGAAUAACUUUCAAGUUUAUUUUACAAAGCAGUUUUAGUGUGUCAGUUGUUGAAUAAGCUAACAUGUCAAUCAAUAUAUAUAUAUAUAUAUUUGAUUGGUAUUACCCUUUUCAAUGACAGAUUGUGCCUUUAAACAAUGAUUAAAUGCUAUUGUUCUGCCUUGUAACUGUCCUUGAGUAGUAGGGAAUUAUUGUUCAAAUGGCACAGUGUAACUGUACAGGGUUUAUUCACUCACCUCAUAAAAACUCUUUUUGCCAAGUCCUUUCUGAGAAACCACAUAAUCAUAAAUGCCCUCAUGACAUCAUGAAGGUGGGCGGUCCCGCAGCAAACACAAAGUUGACUCUGCUGCCAUGAGGAGAGGAAAGCUUUUUGUGGUUCAUAACAUAGCUAAUACAUUGUACAAAACUUUGAUACAAAUGUGAAUAGUAUGUACUAUUGCAAGAAAACCAUUAAAAAAAAUAUGUUUCUAA